UUCCUAUCUACUUUGACUCUUUUUUCCAUUGAGACCAAAUUCAGUCUUCCUGGAAAAGUUAUUGAGUGAACAAGUGCACAAGAAAAUGACAACUCCCCAUAGUUUUGGUGCUCCAGAAAACUAUUCUCCAACAAAAAGAAUAAGAUGUGGAUGUGCUGAAUAUUUAGUUAAACAACAUGGCGGACGGCUUGAUUGGCGUGGCGGGGAGCGCGUCCUUGACAUUGGUUGUGGCGUUGGUGACGUCAUGCAUCAAUGUUUUUUCCCUUUACUUCCUCGCAACUACCGGAAGCUCCUUCUAACUGAUUUAUCCCCAAAAAUGCUUGAAUUUGCCCGAAAGGAGUUCCAUGGAGUGGAGCGUGUUGAUUUUAUGCAAAUUGACAUUGGAGUUGAUGUUGAAAAACCCCUAAAUGGUAGUUUUGAUAAAAUCUUUUCGAGUUUCUGCAUAAACUUCGUGAAAGAUCAGAGAAAGGCUUUUGAAAAUGUUUACAACCUCUUAGCACCGGGAGGAGAGUGUUUGCUUAUCUUAUCACAAACUGCAGCUUUUUUUGAAGCUGCUUUUCAACUUAUCAAUACCCCAAAAUGGGAAGACCACUUGAAGCACUAUCGUGAUGUUUUUGUGUUUCCCUACCGUGAGGAUCCGAAUCCAGAAAUGACAAUCAGGGAUCUUCUGGAAUCAAUUGGAUUUUGUGAUGUUUUCGUUAAAAAAGAUGACUAUAAUUGCGAUUUUCCCACAAUUGAUAGCUUUAGAGAGUGCCUUAGAGCCUUUCCUGACUUCCCAAACAACAUGACUAAGGAGGAGAAGGAAGAAUUGCUUGAGGAUCAAGUGAAAAUGGGCAUUUCAUUCAAUAUUGUUGGGGAAUGUCGUGAUGAUAGCAAACCCAAUGCCUAUCCAAUCAUGGAGAAUUUAACAAUUUAUGCAAAAAAGAAAUAAAUUUUAAUGAUUUUUGUGUGUUUUCUGUUAUUGAUUGAGAUGUUUUAUAAACAGAAGGGGCAAUAAACGAGAAAAUGUAGAUAAAU
This is a messenger RNA of Lutzomyia longipalpis, 1017 nucleotides long. RefSeq names its product juvenile hormone acid O-methyltransferase-like. The transcript is spliced from 3 exons. Lineage: Eukaryota; Metazoa; Arthropoda; Insecta; Diptera; Psychodidae. The record is from RefSeq and is a predicted model, not a curated record. The coding region runs from base 86 to 931 and encodes 281 amino acids.